AUGGCGCAGCCGCGGCAGGCGAGGGGCGGCCAGCGGGUUGCAAAGUUGGAGGAAGGUCGCAGGCUUCUGCAUGGCAGCGGCGGUGGCAGGUCGAGAGAACAGGUGCCGACCGGGCUCACCAUCAGAGCCAAGGGGAGGGGUCCCCUGUACGUGGCUCACAAGAACAGCCCGCCCCGCGACACGCCGCCGUCCAGCAAUGCUCAGCAGCCUGCCAACCUCUGCUGGGGUGACUGCCCGGUGGUUGGCAACGGCGAGACCAGUAGGAACGGGUCUUGGAACGGGAUGGGCGGUCAGGUGGAGCAGGAAGCCAGCCGAAGGGAGCACAGCGGCGAUGGAGUUCAGGAGAGUGGUCCUGGACCUGGCAGUGCGAAUGGCUUUGCCAAUUUGCUCAAGACACAGCAUGCUGGGACGUUUCCUGGCCGGUGCGGCCCAGCAGGCAGUACCCAAUCGCAUAAACUGGGGCAAUCGAUGAGCUGGUUGAAAUACAACCUCGCGGGCACGCCCAGCCCCAGGAAUGGUGCCAACCCUGCUGCCGUUUCCGGGAUGGGGAAACUGGGUCAAAGGACUCAAAUCAGAUCCAUGGGUCAGGUUGAACCAAGCCGGCAGCCCACCACUCGGCCUAUGGUGGGUGUGCACCAGGUACCUCACACGGUGCCAGUGCAUGACGGCAACCCCAAGGACCCCUUGACUCCACGUGGGGCCCGUAGCAAGGGACAGACGAACACUGCAAGCAACCAAUCGACAGGCAUGCCAAGUUGGACGAUCGUCAGAAAGAAUGGGAAGACUGGCGCUGCAAAUGCGGACCAAGAUGGCAGCGCCCCAAGGGCGGCGAUCCCAAAGAGAACGUCCACAGCUUCAAGAACACCCACUGUUGCACAACCUGCCUUGUUGCGUCCGGUGCAAGGCGCCCUGGCCACACCGAGGGCUGCGAGCAUGCCAAGUCCGUUGCGCCAUGCCUGGCAGAGCGAGGUGGACAGUGCUGAUCGUGGCAUGGGAAUGCUCCAGCAGCGCAGUGCGCCGGUCGGUGGUCAGCGACGAGUCGAGCAGGUGCAUCAGCCUCUUGGGCCUAAGGUCAUCAGUGAACCAAGUGAAAGAGACUUUUGCCGCCACUCAGCGCCUGACUUGAAUGGCAGCGGCAAGCCACAGAUCCCCACCCUUCGAAUGGAUAGGAAGGUGUCAUCGAUGGACAAUCCCAAGACGGCGGCCCCAACAGGAAGCCCACAAUGUCUUGCCUGUGUCUCCAGCGUACUUUCGCAACCAGGGAAACUCGAUGCAGAUAACGGUUCGCUUCCUGGUUGCCACCUGGCUGGUGAGGGCUCCCUGCAUUUACAAGGUCCUGGGGCGUACAGGGAUGCAAGCAAUGGCUUUCCAGACCGAGUGGAGCAGCAGCCGAAAUUCAGUCCCAUCGCGGCACAGCUGUGGUCCCGGCAACAGACCGACACAAGCUGGGGGGAUGAGUUACCAGUCUGGGACUCGGAGCCCAAUGGACACAACAGCUGUUCCUCGACUGGUACCACAGCCUCAAGCUUAUCCUUGUCAGGGGAUGAGCAUGGCAAGAAAGCUGGAAAGAGGCGCAGCCGAAACAAAAGCUCCAGAAGGGGGGUCCGUGUUGCAUCUGGCAUCCCUGGUGCUGAUUUUGUUGACACACCAAGCCCGCCACCUACGGCAUUUCACAGUGGCCCAGGCAGUGUAUCUGCACUGAAGCGCAGCGCCAAUGGAUACGAUGCUGAUGUUGGCAUUGGAGCGGCAGUGCCUCUCGGGAUUGUCCAACGAGAUGUCCAAAGCAACGGUGGUGCUUCUGUCAGGGUUCGGCUGCAAGGCUCGGCAUCUGCAGGGUUCACAGGCGCUGGCAUCAACAUGAAUGCUUUUGUGUUGGGCCGGGCCCACACUACUGGGGUCGGGCAGCUUCCAUUCCCUGGGAGCUACCUGCAGAUGCCAUCGACUCGAUUCAAUGCCGCAAAUGGAAAGGAGAAUAGUCAUGGGAGUGGGGUGUUGUUCAGGCGGCCCCAGUCUCCAUCUGUGACGGCUGCACUCAUGGACCUCUGCUCGAAUGAUUUCUCGGGCAGCGGCACCCGAUAUCACGAGCGGGGUUUUACGAACUUGGGGAACACAUGCUUUGUCGGCAGCGCCUUUCAGCUGCUUCUGGGCAGCAGCAGGUUCUGUUGGCUUCUGAAGCAACUCAGCAUCGUCUGUCACUGCCUGCACCCUCGUGCGCUGCCCACACUUGUUGGGCUGGGAGAGCUGGCAAAAGGCAUGGCAGAGAGGAGGGGACCCAAUGGUGGGCAGAUAACAGUCCAGCAGGGCGCUCCUGGGUCGGGUGUGGCUCGGUCUUGCAAGCCAAUGAUGCCAACAAUGCUGUCUGCAGUGGUCAACGGAUUCCAACAGCGUCAUUCCCAAUCGGCAGAUGGGGGCCAUUGCGAAGAACACGAUGCUCAGGAGUUCCUCCUUUACUUGCUUGAGCAGGUCGAGGUGGAAUUGGUGAUCCUGAAAGAGGCUGUGGCCGAUGGGGAUGAUGGCCCAGGCCCCAGGCAAGGAAAGCAGGAGGAGAGCGACUGGGAGGCCGCUGGGCGCAAGGGCAAGUCCUCGACCAAGCGCCCGGCUGGCAGCCAAGCGGAGACAAUGCUGUCGGCCAUCUUUGGCGGGUCCGUGCAGAGCGAAGUCAAGGCAUCGGGGAUGAAGCCCUCCGUUGUCGUUCACCGCUUCACGGCCCUGGACCUUGACAUUGCGCCCUCAACAGUGCAGACCAUUGAAGACGCUGUGCAACUCUACACUGAGCCCGAUCACUUGACAGACUACAAGCCGACGGACUCCAGCCAACCGCAAAGGGCGACCAAGGCGAACCGCCUCCGUGACCUGCCAGAAGUGCUGCUGGUCAGCCUCAAGCGCUAUGCCUACACUGCUGAGGGGCUGCAGAAAAUUGACAAGCCCAUCGCGUUCGGAGCCGUGCUGUCCAUGCAGCGCCAGUGGCUAGCGGAUACCAAGCCGUCCCGGGUGGGCUACCGGCUGGUGGCAACGUGUAGCCAUCAUGGAAAGGGAUAUGGAGGAGACCACUAUACCGCCAACGUCCUUCAGCCAGUUGGCGUGUGGCUCAACUUCAACGACUCCCUCAUCAGCCAACUUGCGUGGCGGGAUGUUGCUGACGACGCUCCAUACAUGUUGCUGUACGAAAAAAUGCCAAAGUGA
Messenger RNA from Ostreobium quekettii, 3183 nucleotides. The record is from the annotation of a GenBank genome assembly. Lineage: Eukaryota; Viridiplantae; Chlorophyta; Ulvophyceae; Bryopsidales; Ostreobiaceae.